Molecule: messenger RNA, 2297 nt
Organism: Scylla paramamosain (green mud crab)
Lineage: Eukaryota; Metazoa; Arthropoda; Malacostraca; Decapoda; Portunidae
Gene: BBS5
Product: Bardet-Biedl syndrome 5 protein homolog
Exons: 9
Coding region: 63-1151 (362 amino acids)
Biological process (GO): cilium assembly; intracellular transport
Cellular component (GO): ciliary basal body; BBSome
Molecular function (GO): phosphatidylinositol-3-phosphate binding
Source: RefSeq, a predicted model, not a curated record
UACCAUGGCGACAACACACAACACAACAUUCACCGCCACACUCCACUCAUAACAAACGCAUCAUGCUUUGGGAGGACAGAGAUGUUCGCUUCGAUAUUACCCCCCAACAGAUGAAGAUGAGGUCCGGGGAGAACGUGAUAGACAAGCUGGACGCCAUCGAGGACACCAAAGGGAACUCGGGUGACCGUGGCCGCCUCAUUAUCACAAACCUCAGGCUCAUCUGGCACUCCCAGUCCAUGCCGCGCGUCUCACUCUCUGUUGGCUUCAACUGUAUCAUAAACAUCACGACAAAAACAGUUAAUUCUAAACUUCGCGGGUUGACUGAAGCUUUGUACAUCCUGACCAAAGCCAACAACACCCGCUUUGAGUUCAUCUUCACGAACCUCGUCCCAGGAACUCCGCGGCUGUUUACCUCCGUCAUGGGCGUGUACAAGGCAUACAACUCCUCAAAGAUGUAUCGGGAACUGAAGUUACGAGGGGCCAUCAUCCAGAGCAAGCAGCUCAGAAUCUUACCUCAGGAGCAAAUCUUUUCCCGGGUGAAUGGUGUGUGGAACCUGUCCAGUGACCAGGGCAACUUGGGAACAUUUGUCAUCACCAAUGUACGUCUGGUGUGGUUUGCCAACAUGAAUGAGCUAUUCAACAUAUCUCUGCCAUACCUGCAAAUUGCAUCUGUCAAAGUUCGUGAGUCUAAAUUUGGGAUGGCGCUAGUUGUGGAAAGCUCUGAGGCAAGUGGAGGCUAUGUGCUUGGGUUCAGGAUUGACCCAGUGGAGAAGCUCCAUGAGGUGCACAAGGAGAUCUCAGCCCUGUACACUGUGUAUUCUCAGUGUCCUGUGUUUGGUGUGGAGUUCAUUCUCCAGGACAAGGACCCAAGAGGUCUGGAGGAUAUGAACAUGAACAAUGUGCCACGGGCCUUUUUACUUGCUGGUGCAGGCCAGCCACAGACAGAUGAAGACCGUUUGGAUUUGCCUGAGAUGGACGAGGAAGAAAUUGACGAGAGUGUAAGUGAUGCAGGUGACGUGUUAGCAGCCUACCUUGCUGAUGGUCACCACAACGAUCUAGAACCAGUGUUCAGUGCUGAGUUGGGGCUGGCUGUGGAAAAGCUUAAGGAUGGUUACACAUUGCAGACACUCUGGGAAGUCAUCCCAAGCUGAGGUUCUGAUGAGUUAUUGAUGUUGGUUUACCUGAAAUUUUAAAUUUAAAUUUACUUUGAUUCUUCACAGCUGUUAUGAACAAGUUUCUGUAAAUUCUCAAAUCUGUUAGUUUUGUCAGGAUCUUGAAAAUCUUCCCUCCUGUGUAAUCAAACUAUUCAAAUAUACAGGUUUUGUGGCUUUUAUGCAAACUUGCAUUUCUUUUUUAUGUGAAGGAGGGGCACCAGCCAUGGGUAACAAAAUUAUAUAAAAAAAGAAAAAAGGCCCACUGAGGUGUCGGUCCCUAAACAGUCAAAAGCAGUCAUCAAAAAUUAAAGGAUGUGUCUUGAAACCUUCCUCUUAAAAGUCAUAGGAAGGAUGAAAUUCAGAAGCAGGAAGGGGGUUUGGUGGAAUCCAAAACAUAAUUAACAAAUAUCAAAAUGAAGCACAUUUUUAGUUCAGAUUAAUACACUAAUAAAACAAACUGGACAUGCAAGCAAGUUUGUAGAAUACUUUACACUACUAGGGUUUGAAAUGACAUCCUAUUGUGCUUACGAUAGUGGCACGUUGAUUUGAGUGAAACCCCAUUUAUCUAGUCACAGAUGACUCUGAUAGCUCAGUUGUAUGGAGAACUAUGCUUACAAAUUUAAAAAUUAGUCUGCCUGCCUGAUUCUUAUGCAUGCUGAUUCUCAGGUAUGUUUGCUAGAUUUGACAAAUUAUCAACCUUACCAUCCACAUUGUCUUCCCAGGUGCACACCAUCAAACUUGGCUUGGGAUAAAAGAUAUUUUCAGUGUUUCUCUGUUGAAUUGGUCUUGAAUCUACCAGGAUACCACCAACACCUAUAAUUCUUAGAAGAAAGAAGAAGGCAUGCAACUUUGACAGUGCAAAAUUGUAACUUCAAUGGCAUAGGCAUGUCUGCUGACUGAAAUGACUUUCUUUAAAAGAACAUGAUGCUCUUCUGUUUCUUAUAAAGGCAAGUAAGAAGUGGAUUGUGAAGAAUCUGUAAUUUUAAAAUUUCCAUUCCUACUGAGAAAAGGUGGGACAUCUUGGUUAUCCCCUUUCACAACUCUAUCAGCUUAAUAUGUAUGUAAAUAGCUGGGACUUUCACAUACAUCAAAAAAAUUACAAAGAAAUGUGUUAAACAUGACAAAUAAAACAAAGUCUGAAAA